Molecule: messenger RNA, 1044 nt
Organism: Prunus armeniaca (apricot)
Lineage: Eukaryota; Viridiplantae; Streptophyta; Magnoliopsida; Rosales; Rosaceae
Source: the annotation of a GenBank genome assembly
AUGCCGAGGCUCGUUUCUAUGAAACUGGCCUCAAACUUCCCCAAAAAGCUCUCAAACUCCCCCACCACCACCUCCACCACUACUACUUCUUCAAUCUUCCACUUUCAACCACACAAAUCGGUUUCUCUCAGCAAACCACCCCCAAACCUAACCCAAAACAACUUCUUUAGCUCCUUCCCCGCACACCGGCUUCACCGUCUUCCUCAUUCAUGGAGGUUGCGGCACACACUCACACAAAAGAUUCAUGGGUUGCUCUCCAACACAUUACUCAAACGGCAGUUUUUGGUGGGUUUCUCAAAUACCCUUUUGAGAGCCUCAAGCAAGAGCCUUUCAGAUUUCAGGCUUGGCUUUCUCAGAGUCCAAUUUUCGAGACAGAGUUCUAAGUUCAAGUUCAACCCAAAGUUUACUUCUCCUCGGAGUGUCGGGAGAUCAUGGCUCCGAAGGUCAUCAGAGGGUGAGGACACUGACGUGGUUUUGGGAUUGAUUAUAGCUAAUGCUGCUGUGUUUUUGUUAUGGAAGAUUGCGGAUACUGGAUUCAUGGUGAAGAAUUUUAUUAAUGCAUUAAUCAAUGUCAGAAGUGGACGUCUUCACACAUUGAUAACUUCUGCCUUCAGUCAUAUCGGCACUGAGCAUUUCAUUCAUAACAUUUGGAUUGGACUAUAUGUUUUUGGGGCGCAUAUUGAAAGGAUUUUUGGGCCUCAAUUUUUGCUGGGAUUGUAUCUAGCUGGGGCUCUUGGUGGCUCGGUCUUUUUCUUGGUGCACAAAACCUACCUGGCUGUGUCAUCGAUGGGCCGGCGAGAGGAGAACAAAGACCCAAACAAGCUGGGACUGGGCGCAGGCGGGGCCGUUAAUGCUAUCAUUUUGCUUGACAUAUUCCUCUUCCCAAAAUCCAUCUCUACUCCGGGAUUCUCAAAACAGUUGUUCCUGGGGAUCUUUCUCAUUGGGAAAGAUAUCUUGAGGAUAAUACUGGGAGACGAACAAAUCUCAGGGGCUACACAAUUGGGAGGUGCUGCAGUUGCAGCCAUUGCCUGGACACGACUUUGA